GGAGGGGGCGGGGCUAAAGGCGCUAGAAGGCGGCCGCGGCGCUGUCUGCCCCAGACAGUGACGGAGCGACAGUCAGCGCAGCGCCGGUCCCGCAGCGCCCGACGAACGAAGCAAUCAUGAGUGAUCGAAAGGCAGUGAUCAAGAAUGCGGACAUGUCAGAAGAGAUGCAGCAAGACUCUGUGGAGUGUGCAACUCAGGCCUUAGAGAAGUACAACAUUGAGAAGGACAUUGCUGCUCACAUAAAGAAGGAAUUUGACAAGAAAUACAAUCCCACUUGGCACUGCAUCGUGGGAAGGAACUUUGGCAGCUACGUGACUCAUGAGACCAAGCACUUCAUCUACUUCUACCUCGGCCAAGUCGCUAUUCUUCUUUUCAAGUCUGGUUAGAACCCCAGACUAUUACCAAACCUUGCACCUGCUUAUAGGACUGCACACUAACUCCAAACAGCCUCCUUCCUUCAGCCUUCCUGAGGAGGCAGACCUUGAUCUUCAGGUCUUUUGUUGUAUUGUUAAUAGUCAGGGAUUUUGCUGUAGCAGCUGGUAUUUUGAUUGUGGUUAUAAAAAAGGCAAAAAUGUCUUCCUUGUAUUUAUUUUCUUUUGAAAGACAGCUUCUUUGCUAAUAAAACUGUUGAAAAAUGUU
This is a messenger RNA of Colius striatus (speckled mousebird), 639 nucleotides long. It is a transcript of the gene DYNLL1, whose product is annotated as dynein light chain LC8-type 1. The record is from RefSeq and is a predicted model, not a curated record. Gene Ontology annotation, molecular function: dynein light intermediate chain binding; dynein intermediate chain binding. Gene Ontology annotation, cellular component: cytoplasmic dynein complex. Gene Ontology annotation, biological process: cilium assembly; microtubule-based process. The transcript is spliced from 3 exons. Lineage: Eukaryota; Metazoa; Chordata; Aves; Coliiformes; Coliidae. Bases 117 to 386 code for a protein of 89 amino acids.